Messenger RNA from Oreochromis niloticus (Nile tilapia), 3511 nucleotides. RefSeq names its product piggyBac transposable element-derived protein 2-like. Gene Ontology annotation, molecular function: cysteine-type deubiquitinase activity. The coding region runs from base 374 to 2308 and encodes 644 amino acids. The transcript is spliced from 7 exons. NCBI's taxonomy places the organism in Eukaryota, Metazoa, Chordata, Actinopteri, Cichliformes, Cichlidae. Gene Ontology annotation, biological process: protein deubiquitination. The record is from RefSeq and is a predicted model, not a curated record.
ACAAGCUAGUGACUCUGAGGAAGAGGGGGAUUCAGAUGAAAAGGACGGUGAAGUGUCUCACCUCCCAAGAUGGAGAAAAGCACACACAUCCGUUGAUGCCUACCCAGACUGGCAGGGCCAGCUGCCAAAAGCUGAUGACAUCCUGUCCCCCCUCCAAUACUUCAGAAAGUUCUUCUCUGAAGACAUUCUUCAAGUUAUUGUAGAGGAAUCCAAUUUGUAUUCGAUUCAGUGUGACCCCAACAAGCACUUAAACCUUACCACCAACGAGUUAGAGCAGUUCCUCGACUCUGUGGUCUACAUGUCCCUCUUUGGCCUGCCAGCAACUCGAAUGUUUUGGAACAAAGCCACCUGAGUGUCCAGAGUAGCAGAGACAAUGACCCUCAACAGAUGGGAAGCCAUCAAGAGGUCCCUCCACAUCAACAACAAUGAGGGACAGGAACAAGUUGAUCCCCUCUACAAAAUACGUCCUCUGGUCACUCACCUGACAUCCAAAUUGGUCUCCAUCCCAAUAAGUGAGAAGCUCACCAUAGAUGAGCAGAUGGUGCCGUUCAAGGGGAGAAACAGAUUGAAACAGUACCUACCAUCAAAACCUAAGAAGUGGGGCUAUAAAAUUCUCAUCUUGGCAGGAUCUAAUGGAAUACCAUACAACCUUGAGGUCUACACUGGGAGAGUCAACCAACAUCUUGAGCUGCCAGAUGUUGGAGCUAGUGGAAAUGUCGUCCUUCGAUUGGCCCUGCCAAUCCCCAAGGAAGAGAACUACAAGCUCUUCUUUGACAAUUGGUUCACUAGUGUCCCUCUUGUAGUCACAUUGAAUGAGCAGGGAAUUCGGUGCACUGGCACUGUUCGUGGUAACAGAUUACCUGGGAUCAACCUGAAGAGCGAUGCUGAUCUGAAGAGAGCAGGACAUGGGGCAUUCGAAGAGAAGAUAGCCAUGGUGAGAGAAACCACCUUGCAUGUUGUCAAGUGGUAUGACAACCGCUCUGUGACCCUUCUGAGUGACCACAUCGGAGCCAACCCUGUGACCGAAGUUGACAGGUGGGAUCGCAACCAGAAGAAACACAUCACUGUCCCCUGCCCUGCUGUGGUGCAAGAAUAUAACAAGAACAUGGGUGGGGUGGACCUGCUUGACUCACUGAUUGCACUCUACCGCAACAAAGUUAGAUCCAAGAAAUGGUACCACCGGCUGGUGUUCCACUUCCUGGACAUGAUCAUUGUAACCACCUGGCUGCUCUACAGAAGAGACUGUGAAGGCACUGGUAUGGAGAAGAAAGACCAAAUGAGGCUCUAUACCUUCAAAUCUUACAUUGCAGAGGGCCUCUGCAUGUGUGGAAAAAGCCUGGAGAAGAAGAGAGGUCGUCCCAGCCAGUCCAUUGCUGGCGCAUAUGAGGAGAAGAGGAAGAAAGGAUGCACAGCUCCCAUUCCAGUCGAAGAUGUCCGCCUGGAUCAAACAGCCCACUGGCUGAUCAUGACUGAGGACAAGGGACGAUGCAGGGUGCCAGGGCGCAAUGGUGCCACAAAUCUGAUUGGUCAAUGUCAUGUCAAUCAAAUUCAACAGUCCAAUCAGGGAACAGGUUUCCAAACAGUGGCGCAUCAAACAGAGUUUUUUAAGACAACUCUUGAGCAAUUAUUUUCUCCCAUCUUCUGUUUGUGUUUGACACUCAUUCUUAUUUUCUACCUUGUUUGUAUUUUUUUUUUUUUUUCCUGCCCGAAUUCUCUGAAGAACCUGAAGAGGUUUGGCUUUACACAAACCUACAAGCUUCGGAAGGUGUAUGAUCCUGUUAGGCUGCAGAGGGACUUGGUGGUGUCAUCCAAACAGGGUGGUGGCUGUUACAGUCUUGUCAGCAUCAUCAGUCAUUAUGGAGGCACAGAAUCAGGACACUACAUCUGUAUUCUGUCCAUCCUGAGGAGAGUCCAUACUCUACAUCAGAUAAUUGGCUCACCUAUAAUGACGCACAGGUGCUCCACACAACUGGAUCUGCAGUUUGUGAGGAACAGCAGCACUCGGCCUACAUCCUGUUUUACAAGAGAAAUUUCUAAAACAGGGUGUGGAGGGGAAGUUAAGGUCAUCAUCAUGCUGAGAAGGAAAAGCAGUCGUCCCAGCCCACCAUCGCUGACUGGAGGACAAAUAUUAGUAAGCAUUGCCCUUAGGAGGAAGGGUCCUCCCAGAGAGCCUGGUUCCUCCCAAGAUUUCUUCCUCAAGGAGGGAGUUUUUUCUUUCCACCGUCGUCCCACAUUCACUGGUCUCAUCAGCAGAGACAUUUUCAACCUCCUAAGACCUGAACUCUAUCAUGGCAUGGUGUUUCUCUGACGUGCCUUGCUUGUCUUUUGAGAUGGAAUGCCCUGUGGGUUGAUCACUGUGACCAACUCCUAUACACUCUCAUUUAAAACUCUGGUAAUCGGUCAUUGGAGUAAGAUAUUUGAAAUUUGAAGUUAAAGUGGAAAACUUUUGAGAAAGUUGAACUCACAAGUUCCUGCCAAACAGAAUCUGUUCCAGCUGUUUGAAACUGCAUAAGACAAUUAGUGCAUUAAAGGGGAGAGAUGAUGUAGAUGUAAACAAUGGCACAGCAGCAAAAAUUUACAUUGAACCAUUAAGAAAGUGGUGAAUGUUAAAUUAAGGCUAUGUCCACACUUCAUUCGUGUGAAAACGCAUCUUUUUUUCUCCGUUUUGGCCUUCCGUCCACACUGAGAUGGCUUUUUUGGUCAAGGAAAACUGAGUAGUGUAGACCUAGCCUAAGAAGUGUAAAAUAAACACUGAAAACAAUAAAAACAGCUCAGCAGCAGUGAAACAAAGGCUACGUACACACGUACACGGGUAUUUUUGCAUUUGCACCUUUCGUCCACACGUAAACUGCAUUUUCAAUCACUGAAAACGGAGAUUUUUAAGAACUCCUGCCACGGUGAUUUUCGAAAACUCAGUUUUUGCGUUUACGUCUGGACAAGGAAAACGGAGAUUUAUUCACACAACGUCAAAAGUGUGCGCCUUUUUUGAUGUCACUCUGUGUACCAUGUUAUUGUUUACUUGAGAUGAAUUUCUACAAUGGCAGAUAUAGACAAAAUACUGUUGCUGUUAAUCUGACUAUCUGCAGUUUUUACACGCUUACAAUUUACAAGUUGCAAUUUGGAUAAAUUUAAAUUUUUAAAUUAAAAUUUAUGCAGUAGCUGCUCUACCAGGUAGAAUCAUUAAGUUUAAAAUCCAGGCGUCCGUGAAAACAGAACUUAUCAAAUUUAAUGUAGUUAGAAGUUAGCAUGCAGCUCACUAGUUUCCAGUUAAACAUAAUAUACCAUGUUCUGCCUGAGGGAUUUCUGAAAAAAUUAAAACGUACAGCUCUGCUAUAACUUAUGAAAUAAAUGAAGACAGAAAACUUGUCAGUGUGCCCCCUCCCCUCCUUUAAUAUUGACAGUUAUAGCACAAACAGCACUACUAUAUGGUACUAUUCAAGGUACUCAUUCAUGCUAGUUAUUUUAUGUCUCCGUCAGACUCCCACAUCUAUAAUAUUUCUUUGACACAGAC